Candidozyma auris is the source of this 1857-nucleotide messenger RNA. Its product is annotated as ferroxidase FET3. The coding region runs from base 1 to 1857 and encodes 618 amino acids. The transcript has a single exon. Lineage: Eukaryota; Fungi; Ascomycota; Pichiomycetes; Serinales; Metschnikowiaceae. Gene Ontology annotation, biological process: cellular response to iron ion starvation; reductive iron assimilation. Gene Ontology annotation, molecular function: copper ion binding; ferroxidase activity. Gene Ontology annotation, cellular component: high-affinity iron permease complex. The record is from RefSeq and is a predicted model, not a curated record.
AUGAAUCAAUUGUCUUUAUUCUUUGUGCUCUUCAUUUCAUGGUUCGCCCUGGCUUCUGCCGAAACUCAUACUUGGUACUUCAAGACUGGUUGGGUCAAGGCAAACCCUGAUGGAAACUUUGAGCGUGAUGUUAUUGGUUUCAACGGGUCUUGGCCCUUGCCUACUUUGCGUGUUAAAAAGGGUGACCGUGUGAACCUUUAUUUGACUAAUGGCUUUGAUGACAGAAACACCACCUUGCACUUUCACGGUAUGUUCCAGAACGGAAGUGCCCAAAUGGAUGGCCCAGAGAUGGUGACUCAAUGCCCCAUCCCUCCCGGAGAAACUUAUUUGUACAAUUUCACGGUCGCUGAUCAGGUUGGUACGUACUGGUAUCACUCUCAUACUGCUGGUCAAUACGGUGAUGGCAUGAGAGCUCCAUUUAUCAUUGAGGAAAAAAACAAGGAAGAUUACCCUUUUGACUUUGAUGAGGAGCUCGUUUUGCCUCUUGGUGAGUGGUAUCACGAUCCUGCUGACGUCUUGCUUCCAAAGUUCUUGAACAGAUAUAACCCAACAGGCGCGGAGCCAAUUCCACAGAAUCUUUUAUUCAAUGAAACGAGAAACAACACCUGGAAAGUUGAGCCAAACACCACAUAUUUUGUGCGUAUCGUUAACAUGGGUGGUUUUGUCUCUCAGUAUUUGUAUAUGGAAGACCACGAGUUCGAAAUUGUUGAAGUUGAUGGCGUGUACGUUGAAAAGAACACUACGGAUCUUCUUUAUGUGACCAUUGCUCAGCGUUACGGUGUAUUGAUCAAGACAAAGGAGAAGGCAGACAGAAACUACGCCUUCAUGAAUGCUUUUGAUGACACUAUGUUGGAUGUAAUCCCUAAAGACUUGAUCUUAAACGGUACCAACUCCAUUCAAUAUACCGACGACACAUCCAUGCCUGAUGAGUACUUCAUCGACAGUUUCGAUGAUCGUUUCGAUGAUUUCUAUUUGGUACCCAAGGACGGUGAGAAGCUUUUGCCAGACUCGGACAAUCAAGUUGUGAUCGACGUUAAGAUGGAUAACUUGGGCGACGGUGUGAACUAUGCUUUUUUCAACAAUAUCUCUUAUGUUGCUCCCAAAAUCCCUCUUCUUGCUACUGCCAUGUCAGCUGGUGAACUUGCCACUAACUCUUACAUUUACGGUAAUACCAACGCAUUCGUCUUGAAAAAAGGUGAAACGGUGGACAUCGUGCUCAACAAUCAAGACGAUGGUACUCACCCUUUCCAUUUGCACGGCCAUGUUUUUCAACUAAUUGAAAGAGGUCCGGAGUUUGGAGACCCAGUUUCUUUUGACUACAACAAUCACUCCGAAUUCCCUGAGGUACCAAUGAAGAGAGACACUGUUUACGUUAAUCCAAACUCCUAUAUAGUGAUGAGAUUCACAGCGGACAACCCAGGUGUUUGGUUCUUCCACUGUCAUAUCGAGUGGCACUUGGAACAAGGAUUAGCUAUUGUGCUUGUUGAGGCUCCCGAGGAAAUGCAGAACGAUCCUAGUCAGCAAUUAACAGAAAACUUCAAAGAUGUCUGCAGCAAGGGCGGUAUGAACUACUCUGGUAAUGCAGCUGGAAACUCUGUUGAUUUCAUGGAUUUGACUGGAAUGAACACGCAACCUAAGCCUUUACCAGCCGGAUUCACGGCCAGAGGUAUCGUUGCUUUGGUCUUCUCUUGUAUUGCUGGUGUUUUGGGUAUGGUUGCCAUCACCAUUUACGGUUUGGCAGACGUGAAAGACAUUGACGAACGUGUCGCCCGUGAUUUGGACGUGGAUCUCGACGAAAUCGCUGCUGACGAGUCUUCUCAGCUCGUCCCUGGCGACUCUUCGUCUCGCAACAAAUAA